AUGGACCACGCCGCGAAAGAUACCAACGCCCAAGAUAUUGAGACGGAUUUCAUGGGACUGUGUCGAGAUAUUCUAUCGCACCUGCCAGCCGCUGGACAGAACACUGCCGUGACGGAUAUGAAAAAUCCUGCGAAUAAUGCCCAAGAUUCAUCGAAAAAGAAUAAGAGUAAGGAUAAGGAUUUGGGGCUUAAAGACAAAGGCAAAAAUAAGGAGUCCAAGCAGGGUAGUGGCAACAAUACAAAUAAGACAUGCCACAAGGCAGGACAUCUCAAGGCUGACUGUUGGACGAAAUAUCCGGAAAAACGCCCUGCGGACCGUAAGGGGAAGGAUAAGGAUAGAGACAAGGAUAAGGAUAUUGGCAACGCUGCUCUGGUCCAAACGCUGUGGAGCAAUGGUAAGGUGGUAGAGGAAACCUGGAUCCUAGACUCUGGAUCAGGAGCCUACGCCACGCCUCUGAAGGAUAUUGUCGAGGUUACGCCCCAAAAAUCUAAUGUCAUGUUGGAGAUGGCGGACGGAUCUACGGCCCCAGUAGCGGCUGUAGGGAGGGUCCCGAAGCUGGAGGUCAACCUAAUGAGCUUCGGCAAGCUCGCACGCAAAGGUUAUACUUUCAAACAGUUGGCGUACAGCAAUAAUCAUUCAACCUUGCUGACGUCUCCUGGCAGGAUGACAAGUUUAACAGCGUAUUUAAAUAACAAAAAUAUAUACGUGGUGGAAAAGCCGCCAGCAUUGAGAGAUUUGGUCUCUUUUGUAAUGCCAAACGGUGAUUUUGAACCCGCGUACGUUUUGCGGUCGAAUUACAAUCCCCUAUUGGAGCUACCCAAGGGCGACAUCAAGAUUUUGGAAUACACAAUGGUGCAGUGGCAUCAAAAGGCUGGGACACCUAAACCCAGCGGAUAUAUCAAGAUUGGCAGCGGAUCCUAG
Messenger RNA from Paracoccidioides brasiliensis Pb18, 921 nucleotides. RefSeq lists its product as uncharacterized. The record is from RefSeq and is a predicted model, not a curated record. The coding region runs from base 1 to 921 and encodes 306 amino acids. The transcript is spliced from 3 exons.